Molecule: messenger RNA, 390 nt
Organism: Rotaria socialis
Lineage: Eukaryota; Metazoa; Rotifera; Eurotatoria; Philodinida; Philodinidae
Source: the annotation of a GenBank genome assembly
AUGGCAACCAAUUCUGAUAAAAGUCAAGAAAUUUCCAGUGAAUGGCUGAUCAGACCAUGUGAAGAAUAUAGUGAUGAAUUAAGUUAUUGUCGCAGUUGGCGUGGUCGAUUGCAUCAACGAUAUAUGUUAGGUCAGCGAAAAGAUUGUGCACCAAUAGCUGAAGCAUUACAUAGUUGUAUGUUUUGGUUACAAAGACAAGAUGCUCAAGAAUUAAAAAAAUUAAUAGUCUAUGAAGAAGAGCGUCAUAUUCGACGCAAACUAUCAUCAGAAAAUAAUGAUGUAUGGCAGUUGAGAACUCGGCCACCAAGUGAUUGGAAUGCGCCAUUGCCUGAUUGGGCUCGUCAACGAGCAGAAUCAAUUGGAAAACAGAAACGAAAAGACACAGCAUAA